Messenger RNA from Penicillium brevicompactum, 1485 nucleotides. RefSeq lists its product as uncharacterized. The record is from RefSeq and is a predicted model, not a curated record. Gene Ontology annotation, molecular function: carboxylic ester hydrolase activity. Bases 1 to 1485 code for a protein of 494 amino acids. The transcript is spliced from 9 exons. NCBI's taxonomy places the organism in Eukaryota, Fungi, Ascomycota, Eurotiomycetes, Eurotiales, Aspergillaceae.
AUGUAUGCUCUACUUCUUAUCUACCUGAUCUUGAGGGAUACUACUGCACAGGUCAUCCCUCCUGAGGAGCUCCAAGUUGUGACCUCUAGUGGCGUCAUAAACGGAAUCUACAACAACACCGAAAGUACAGUACGCGGCUUCAUUGGAAUCCCGUACGCCGAGCCCCCAGUCGGAAGUCUACGAUGGGCACCACCCAUUCCAAAAUCCUCUGAAGACCUCAUCGAUGCAUCUACAUUCAGUGAUCCCUGUGCCCAAGUCUACAUCUACUCUAAUCAGUCUAUCUGGAGUGUGCUCCCUUACAAGAUAUGGAACUCGGCGAAUAUGUCCGAAGACUGUCUUUACCUGAAUGUCUGGGCUCCUUCCAAACGUCGCGAUGAAAAGAGAAGAAACAAAGCAGCAGUCAUGAUGUUCAUCCACGGAGGAAGCUACUUUUCCGGAUCUGGAUCGGUCGGCUACUACGAUGGUACUUAUUUGGUACAAGACAACGAGGAUAUCAUUGUUGUGACGUUCAAUUACCGACUGACCGUGUUCGGAUUUCCUAACUCACCUGGCUUGGAUCCCAAGAAACAAAACCUCGGAUUAAUGGACCAGCGGUUGGCGAUCGAGUGGGUGCACAAGAACAUUGCUCAAUUCGGUGGUGAUCCAAACCAGAUCCUCCUCUUUGGUCAAUCGGCCGGUGCUUCUUCGGCCGAUCUCUACUCAUAUGCGCAUCCUGAAAAGCCGCUCGUUAGAGCCCUUGCUCUUCACUCGGGGACUGCUCCGUUGCUAGUCACGCCUUCGAACAAUGAGAAUUGGAACAAUCUGUCUACCGAUCUUGGCUGCGGCAUCGGAGCAAAGUCUCAUAACUGCAUGAGCCAAGUACCAGCAAUGAAGAUACUGGAAGCGCGUGCUCAUGGCAACUACAGCUUCUAUCCUGUUGUUGACAACGUUCUCGUGUUUCCCGACUACGCUGCUAGGGCUAGGAGGGGCAAACUAGCACGUCUCCCUACACUGGCUGGGAUGACUGAGCGUGAAUAUUCAGCCUUCUUUCCUCUGAAUUCGGAAUCUGUCAACUUGACUCAGAUCUACGAGGUUGGGCAAGUCAGAUAUAACUGCCCUCUUCGAGACUCGGUGAGGAUACGAGUCGCCAACAAUAUCCCUACCUGGAGGUAUCUUUACCACGGUAACUUUACUAGUCUCAGCCCAAUCCCAUGGCUAGGCGCAUACCACGGGGCUGAGAUACCCAUGCUCUUUGGAACUUACAAUUUGUCGAAUGUAUACCCUACCUCAGCUAUAGAAGCCAAGGCCAGUAAAUACAUCCAGGGAGCCUGGGUUUCUUUUGCCAAGGAUCCUUAUACUGGACUGACUCGAUAUGGAUGGCCACGGUUUCGAUUCAAUGAGCCGACUUUAAUCAAUAUUGCCUUGAACAACAGCAUCCCAGCAAUAUUGACCUCUGCUACUUGGGAUCGGUGCUGCGAGGAAGAGAGUGUCCGGUCUGAAUUGUGA